Molecule: messenger RNA, 2015 nt
Organism: Etheostoma spectabile (orangethroat darter)
Lineage: Eukaryota; Metazoa; Chordata; Actinopteri; Perciformes; Percidae
Gene: angpt2a
Product: angiopoietin 2a
Exons: 9
Coding region: 129-1616 (495 amino acids)
Biological process (GO): blood coagulation
Source: RefSeq, a predicted model, not a curated record
UUGUUUACACUCAGAUGCUGUUAAGGAAAGACAUCCAGUCGUUGAGAGAAGAUUAAGUACAGGUCAACUUAAAAAACUAAGGACUUAUAAUUGUACCAACUUUGUUUUAAGGUAAAUAUUACUAUACUAUGAAGAUGAUGAAUGUGGACUUACUAGUUUUAAGUUUCUGCCUUUGUCUGGGGACAGGACAAAGUGCUGUGGGUAAGAGACAAUAUCAGAUCCAAAACGGGCCGUGCAGCUACACCUUUCUGCUGCCUGAGCAGGAAAACUGCCAAACCCAGAGCAGCAACUACAACUAUCCAGUUCAAAAGGAUGGACCUGUGGACAAUGAGGAGUCGGCUCAGAGGCUAGAACAGCUGGAGAUCAUUAUGGAGAACAACACACAGUGGCUGCUUAAGCUGGAGAACUACAUACAGGACGGCAUGAAGCAGGACAUGGUCCAAAUCCAACAGACUGCUGUACACAACCACACAGCUACGAUGAUUGAAAUUGGAACAAACCUACUGAGCCAAACUGCAGAGCAAACAAGGAAACUGACCAAUGUGGAGGCACAGGUAAUUCAUCAUACAACUCGACUUGAGCGCAAACUUCUUGAAAACUCCUUGUCAACUAACAAGUUGGAAAAACAACUAAUUAUCCAAACAAAUGACAUCAGCAAGCUGAAUGACAAAAACAGCUUUCUAGAGAAAAAGGUGGGGGAGAUGGAGGAGCAGAGACAGGUGGAGCUGAAGAUGCUUCGUGAUGAAAAAGAGCAGCUUCAGUUUCUAAUACUGAGGCAGACCGCUAUAAUUGGCGAGCUGGAGCAGCAGCUGCUCAAAGUCUCCUCCAACAACACUGUGCUGCAGCGUCAGCAGCAGGAGCUACUGGACACCGUGAACAACCUCAUUCACACCAUCUCUGUCGGUUCCGUUCGAGAGAGCAAAACUGUCAUGAUGCAGGACACUCCUACCACAUUCAUGGACUGUGCUGCCGUCUUCAAGGCAGGAAACACCCAAAGUGGAGUCUACACUGUGAUAUUACCCAACACUACAAUAGAGGUUAAGGCUUUCUGUGACAUGGAGACAGAAGGAGGUGGGUGGACAGUACUACAAAAACGCUUUGAUGGCCAUGUUGACUUUCACCGUACGUGGCAAGAGUACAAAAAGGGGUUUGGAGAUCCUUCAGGUGAAUUCUGGUUAGGAAAUGAAUUUGUCUCCACACUGACAAUUCAACAGUCCUAUAAACUAAGGAUCCAGCUGAGCGACUGGGAAGGAAACUCUGCAUACUCACAAUAUGACCAGUUUUCUCUUGACAGCGAAGCACAAAAUUACAGGAUACACCUUAAAGGCUUCAGUGGAACAGCAGGCAAAAUAAGCAGCAUCGGGCAGCCAGGAAGUGAUUUCAGUACAAAGGAUGUGGACAAUGACAAAUGUGUUUGCAAAUGUUCUCAACUGACAACAGGGGGUUGGUGGUUUGAUGCCUGUGGUCCGUCCAAUUUGAAUGGGAUGUAUUACCAACAAGGCCAAAAUUCAAAUCGCUUCAAUGGAAUCAAAUGGUAUUACUGGAAAGGCUCGGGCUACUCACUGAAGUCCACUACCAUGAUGAUGAGACCAGCAGAUUUCUCUGGUUCCCUUUGAACUGUUAUGCUCAGAUUAAACAAAGUGGAAGGGAAAUUCUGCCUGACAAACAGCAACAAACAACACAACCAAAAUAAAAAUUCUCAAGGGACCCAAAGCACUUCAUUAACAUAAAUCUUUUACAUACCUUUGGAAAGACAUAUUUUGGGCAUGUUUAUGUGUAUUGUAAUUUGAAAUAGAGAUUGACAAAAUGUCAAAUAUCUGUCCUGAAAAUACUUAUGACUGUGGUAUGUAUAGAUAAUUAGGUAUAAUAAUUGCAUUGAGUAAUUACAGCUAGCUAACAAGACAGAAGAGGCCAAAGUAAAUUGUGACAUUAUUUAAUCUAAUGUCUUUAAAUAUUUUAAUGUUCAAGCACCCAUUUUACUAUGUUUUAAAUAAUAACUGCUGGUCAUUGUAAAA